GUGUCAGUGUCAUAAACACGUGUGGUGUGAUUAUUAUUUGUUUGUUGUUUUUUAUUAUUUUGUUUUAAUGUGUGCUAGUCUUAGCAAAGUUUGUAAGCAAAUAAUCAUAAAUUACUGCAGCUAUAAUAGAUAAUAGUAGAUAAGCGAAAAAUAUUAGUUUCUGUUAAAAUGAGUUGCACACACUGUGAACAAAUUGCAAAAUAUAAAUGCCCCGUGUGUAGAGUGCCAUAUUGCUCGGUGCCGUGUUAUAAACUUCACAAACAAAGUCCUUGCACUCCACCAGAAGAGCCACCGAAAGAAACAAGUUACUCCAAUACUAGAGAAAUAGAAUAUGAUUACCCUACGGAAGACACAGUGCCAGUUGAAAAGUUAAAAUUACUAGAACAAUCAACAGAGUUGAAGAAAUGCUUAGAGAAUCCUCAUGUGAGAGAGAUAUUAGAUAUAUUGGAUAAUUCUCCAUAUCCAGAUGAAUUGAUGAAGAAAUAUAUGCAGGAGCCCAUUUUCACAGAAUUUGUUGAUGCGUGUUUGAAAGUUGUACAGCCACAAAGUGAUGAUGACAAAUAAGAAUAUGAAAUUAAAUUAAAAUUAUUUAUAAGACAAAAUACAAACUAAUUAUUUC
Molecule: messenger RNA, 619 nt
Organism: Spodoptera exigua (beet armyworm)
Lineage: Eukaryota; Metazoa; Arthropoda; Insecta; Lepidoptera; Noctuidae
Source: the annotation of a GenBank genome assembly